Messenger RNA from Strongylus vulgaris, 270 nucleotides. Lineage: Eukaryota; Metazoa; Nematoda; Chromadorea; Rhabditida; Strongylidae. The record is from the annotation of a GenBank genome assembly.
AUGCACCGACCAGGAUAUGCUGCGGUUGGAGGACAAAUGAUAAGAACGGACGACGAUGACAGCAAUGAUGCAAAACCUACAAUAUGUUUCGAUUCUCUUCUUUCAAAGGUGGCCAUGCAAUCCCCACCUAAGUUAACAAUUGUUGAUGAAUGUUCGCCUCAGAAUGUGGACGAUAAGCGACAUUUAUGGCGCAAUGGGUCCAAGCGGCUACAGGAGCGCCCUGUCCUCCAAUCCAAACAGGUGAGAAGCAACAAUAUUGCAGGCGUAUGA